AUGAUUCCUCGUGAAGCUGGAAUGAAAUCGAUUAACGACAUUAUUUUUCUUUAUCGUACAAAAACACCACCAUCAUCGUAUUGCAUGAUUGGCAAAAUAAAUGGGCUAUGUAUGUGUAUUCGGAAUGGUAUUGUACCACCGAUGAUACAAGCACUUGAUCAACCUAUACCAACACCAUUCAAUUAUUCUGAACAACAAAAAAAGUCUUAUAAAUCAACAGCCAUGCCUGCAUAUGUACAAGAAAAUUUAUCUGUUGAAGGUAUGACAUUUUCUAUGAAGCCAAAAUACUAA
Rotaria sp. Silwood2 is the source of this 291-nucleotide messenger RNA. The record is from the annotation of a GenBank genome assembly. Lineage: Eukaryota; Metazoa; Rotifera; Eurotatoria; Philodinida; Philodinidae.